GCGGGGAGCCCGGCCGCUCAGUUCCCGAUUCUGUCGGGGGUUCCCGCAGAUCGGCCUCUGCAGGCUGCUAAGGAUGGGCAAGCUGAGCAGAUGCACCGGCGGGAGCCAGGCUGGAGGUCCCGGGCCGCAGCUGCCACUGUUGCUGCUGCUGCUGCCGUUGUUGUCGCCAGCCCGGGCCUCUGGGGCCGCCCAGCCGCCCCAUGUGGUCUUCGUGCUGGCGGACGACCUAGGCUGGAACGACGUGGGUUUCCACGGCUCGGCCAUCCGCACGCCGCACUUGGAUGCGCUGGCGGCCGGCGGCGUGGUCCUGGACAACUACUACGUGCAGCCGCUAUGCACGCCCUCGCGGAGCCAGCUGCUCACCGGCCGCUAUCAGAUCCAUUUGGGCUUACAGCAUUACCUCAUCAUGACCUGUCAGCCCAGCUGUGUUCCCCUAGACGAAAAACUCCUUCCCCAGCUUUUAAAGGAAGCGGGCUAUGCUACUCAUAUGGUCGGAAAAUGGCACCUGGGAAUGUACCGGAAAGAGUGUCUGCCAACACGCCGAGGAUUCGAUACCUACUUCGGAUACCUUCUAGGCAGUGAAGACUAUUACACCCACGAGGCCUGUGCACCGAUUGAGUGUUUGAAUGGUACCCGCUGUGCACUUGAUCUAAGAGAUGGUGAAGAACCCGCAAGAGAGUAUAACAAUAUUUACUCAACAAACAUAUUUACCAAAAGGGCUGCAACCCUCAUAGCUAACCACCCACCGGAGAAACCACUGUUCCUCUACCUUGCUUUGCAGUCUGUCCACGAUCCCCUGCAGGUCCCUGAGGAGUACAUGGAACCAUAUAGCUUCAUCCAAGAUAAGCACAGACGGAUUUAUGCAGGGAUGGUGUCCCUCAUGGAUGAAGCAGUGGGGAAUGUCACCAAAGCCUUGAAAAACCAUGGGCUCUGGAACAACACAGUCUUCAUCUUCUCCACAGACAACGGUGGGCAGACAAGGUCUGGAGGCAACAACUGGCCACUUCGAGGAAGGAAGGGGACCCUGUGGGAAGGGGGCAUCCGAGGAACAGGCUUCGUGGCAAGCCCCUUGCUGAAACAGAAAGGCGUGAAGAGUCGGGAACUCAUGCACAUCACCGAUUGGCUUCCCACACUGGUGCAUCUGGCUGGGGGAAGCAUCCAUGGAACCAAACCUCUGGAUGGCUUCAACGUGUGGAAAACAAUCAGUGAAGGAAGCCCAUCCCCGAGAGUGGAGCUGCUGCAUAACAUCGAUCGGGACUUCUUUGACGGCUUACCAUGUAUAGAGAAUGAAAUCAAAGGAGAUUUGCAGAUAGAAAACAGCAAUAGCAAGACUGGGCCUUUCCAGCAGUGGCAGAUUGUCCUCUGGAUGAACAAAGUAUUUUUCCAUUCAUUCCUCCCGGUCUGAGGGCCCCCUCCAAGUGUGUUCAUUAUUUUUUAGGGGUUGCUAAUGUUGCACGGCCGAGCACUCCUGACCUAACCCCAGUCCUGCAGUGGAGUUUUACACAUUUAGCAGAUGCUUGGUUUUGUAUCCGAUCAGUGUCUUGUCAAGCCAGUUCAAUCAUUUGUGUGCCUGGGAGAGAACUGUCUUUGAUGAUGUAAUUUGUUUCGGUCUUUUCAUUUUUAUGCCUUUCCCUGUGUUUCCCUGUGUUUCACAGUGUACACUUAGCUCUGUCCCAGUCUCAGGGAGAAAAUGUGCAGACUUUACACUGUUCCCUAUGAAGUUUGUUGUGGGCUUUUGUUGUCUCCAGACAGGGUUUCCUGUGAAGUCUGGGUUCAAAUCACAGCAUCAUAUAAACCAGGCAUAGUGAGUGAGACAAACCUGUCACUUCAGCAUGCAGAGGCAGCAGGCAUGAGUCCCCAGCAGUCCUGGGUUCCACAGUAAAGACCCACUCUUGAAGACAAUACCACACAACAGAACAACACCAACAGCAACAAUAACAACAAUGCCUUUCAAAAACUAGUAUUUUUUUUUCAAUACUUUUUCACAGUGUAGGACUGGGCAUGCAGCUCAGUGCUCAGUUGGUAGCGUAUUUGCCUGGCAUGCAUGAAGCAGCCGACUUGAUCUCCAGCACUGCAUAAGCCUGGUGUGGAGGGGUACACCUCUUAGCACAGUACUUAGGAGGUAGAGGCAGGAAGAUCGAAAGUUCAGGGUCUUUCCUCAACUACAGUGCAAGUUCGAGGACUGCGUGGACACAGUGAGAAAGGGUCUCAAAAAAUAAUAAAUUCAAAGUGCUAAGCCACGGGAAACUGCUGGCUCCGACCUUUAGUAACCCUCAGAUACAGUGAUUUCUCACAUCCCUAAUGUGGCCACUACCACCACCUGCUCAGGAUGCUCACCUUUGUGCUUUUGCUUUCCAUGAGUAAUACCUCAAGACUGGCCUGUUCUAUUAACUGCUCAGAGGAAAUUGUUCAAGCUUUGCUGGUCCAUUGCACUGUCCUGGUUCUCUAUUAACUUCUGCUCUCCCCUAAACAUUUCCAGUUAUAGCAAGAACACUCACUCAAGGUCUGCUCCCUGAACAGAUCUGGAAACACUCAAUGCAACAUUGUAAGCUCUGGGCAUGCAUGGAACAGCAGGGCGCUGAGGCCCCAAGGACCUAAUUGCCCUGUGUGGCAGGCCACACUGUACCUGCAUGCUUGCCCCCCACCAGCCCACAGCCACCACCAUUCUUGGGAGAAGUGUCUUUUUGGGCCUUUCACCUACUUUUUAAUGAGAUGGAUUAGGUAUGGUUUUUCUGGUGAGUCAUAUGGGUUCCUUUUUAAUUUAUUUCUUUUUAUUUUAUGUACAUUGGUAUUUUGCCUGUAUGUAUGUCUGUGAAGGUGUUAGAUUGCCUGGAACUGGAGUUAUGGAUAGUCAUCAGCUACCAUAUACAUGCUGGGAACUGGACUCAGGUCCUAUAGAAGAGCAGCCUGUACUCUUAACCACUGAGCCAUCUCUCCAGCCCCUGAUAUGGGUUUCUAAUUCUAUAGAUUUUGAAGUUCCUUUAACUGUUAACUGUUUACCACCUAUGUGAUUUGCAAGAAGUUUCUCUUGUUCUGUGAAUGGGUUUUCCCCUCUUAUGUGUCAUUUAUACACACCCACAUACACAUUCUGACCCACCCACACAUUCACCCAUAUCCACAAACAUGCACAUCACCUUAUUUUCAGUUUUUUUUUUUUUGAAAUGACCCAAUUAAGGCAGAUUUACUAGGAUUUUAGGCCUUUUUUUAACUAUGUGGCUUCCUUGUGAAGAUGUUUUAUAGAAACUUCGUUGGCUAUGUGUGAAUCACCACUAGGUACAAAGGACCUGCUCAUCUGGAAGCAGAGCUGAGUUGAGCAUUCAGUGCCAAGCAGACAGGCCAUCAGCCAGGGUAAUGGUCCACAAAUCGUUUCCCUACAAGCUUACGUGCAGGCAGACCUGGCUGGGAGGUGAGCCCCAGAAGUAUCCCAUCCUACCCAACCACACAUAGACACCUCACCCCAGACUCGGGAGCCCAUCCGCCCAGUCUAUCUAGUAAUAUUUGAAGACCAGGGACAGAGUAAGCAAGAGUGCCCUGAGGGUGCUGUUGCUGUCAUUCGUGGAAAAGACCCUAAUGAUGGAAUUGCUUCCACUGCAGAUUGAAAUCUCCUGAGCACACACUAAGCGGUAAAGCAGUUACUUCAGCACUUCCAAUCUGACUAAAAGCUCAGUGCUGUAGAAACAUGAAGUUAGUCUGCAUCAUUGGAGGCAGACUACCUUGAUCUGCAAUUGGUGGCCCCUGAACCAGGGGAAGUCAGGCAGCCCCUUUGCUAGUGAGCCGAUCAAACGUUGGUUUAAGUGCUCCAGAAGCACGCAGAUAGGAAUGCUGAAGUUCUUCAGUUCCUCAACAAGGAGGGUACCCUGGCUGGGCCUCCCUCAAUCAGGAGGAGCAGAGGCAUAAGGCAGAGACUCCAAGCCAUAGUUGAACAUACAAUGGCAACUCCAGAAUGAGUUACCAGUUCCUUUUCUUUACAAAGGAAACUAUCAGGACUCAGAGAAAACCAAGGAUGUAUGUACAUCCAUGGAGCCAGUGAUAGGUUGAGACUGUCUCAUUAAACAUUGGGGUCGAUGCCUAGCCGUUCCUUCCAGAGCGUGUUACUACCCCUUGCUCUGUGUAUCACACGGCGUGCUAACCUUCCUCUUGGCCUACACUAGUCUGUCAGGCUGGCUCCACAGUAGUCACAGGAAAGUGGCUGCAUCAGAAGAACAAGGUACACGACACAUAGGUUGAACAUGGCCACUGCUAAUGUGCAAGGAGCAGUUGUCUCACUGUUAAGCACUUGCUGCUCAUGCUUUGGCCUCUCUGCAGCCCGUCUCCUUCCCACCUUUGAUGGGCUAAGAUGCUUCCUAAGGUACCGGGUGAGCACUGAGACAAAGCUGCCUUUUGCUGCUUGUGGGAAGAGACUACACAACGGAAAGUUUUCAUAUAUUUCAGCCAGACCGUCUUUGGAUAUGAAUGGUCCUGAGACCAGCUGUCCAAGGUGUGGUUAGGCGUAAGAUACAUGCAUUGCAUAUCUGUAUGGAAGAGGUUCCACAUGAGCCAAAAGAAGAUGCAAACUAGGUCUUGGACUCAUCCCGUUUCCACUUCUGUACCAAAUGCCCCCCACUGCCUGACCACCAAAGCAUACUCCACCAGGCACAGGGCCACCUGAGGCCUCCAGGCCCAGGAGUAUGUAGCAGAGCAGGAGAGGGUGGGGAAGGUGCAGAACAGCCAGGAAGGUCCUAGAGAACUGGGCCAGUAGACAAUGGGUGCAGGUUCUAGAGCAUUGCAAGAGCUCAGGCCCAGAGCCUGCUGUGUCCACUUUGGUCUGAAGCCUUGAAGGGUUGCCUGUCCAAGGAGAAAUGGUAGAAGUGAAAGAGUCCGAGGGCUACUCACAUUUCUGGAAGAGGCCUGGAAAUUUGUUUCCACCAUCUAGGCCGAGCCCUACACUCCUGCCUGAGGCCCCAGAGCCACAGAAGAGAUAGAUGAAGGCUUGGAGUUGUAGAAAGACGGGAGUUCACUGUGCAGUAGAUUCUGGUUCUAACCAGAGUGUAGGAGAGAUGACAGCACUGUUCAGGUACCUGGCAGACAGUUGACCCUGCACCUCAGACUUCAGGACCUUCUUCCUGAUUUGUAUUUACAUAGAUAUAAGUUGGACAUAAAGUAUUGAAAAUGCUGCAGAUAUUUGUCAAUCAAGAAUCAUGAAGUUACUCUGCAAAAUUCACAAGAACACCUAUACCUCCAUAGCAAGAAAUCAGCCCAUUGGUUAAAAAAAAUAAAAAAAUAAAAAAAUAAUAGACAAAGAUCUUGAACAGAAUUUGCUCCUUGAAGGUAUACGUACAAAUGGCCACAGAAAGAGCAUGGCCACUGCUAAGAACCACUUGGCAUCUCUAAUCUUGAGAGACAUGCAAACCAGAACCACCAUGAGCCAUCACCUCUCCUCUGUAGAAUAGCUACUAUCUAAAGGGUACUAAUGUAUUUUAUAAUUCAUUCAUAAGCAUUAUUAUUAUCAUUUUAAAUACUUUUUACCUCUUGUCAGACCUGUGAGUUCUUGUAAAAUGUGUUUUCAAACUUUCAAACUUGCAAAUGAAGCCAAGUGUGGUAGCACAUGCCUGUUCUCCUAGCAGGAAGCUGAUGUUGUGUUGUUAAGAGUUUGAGAUUGGACUGGGGUGCCCAGUAAGUGCCUAGCCAGCCAGGCAUGCGUAGGAAGACACAACAGAGUUGAUACUGUCUGCUUAUGCUCCUCUGUAGUGAAUAACUCUUGCUUAUGCUGUUCCUCUACCUCUAAAUUACAUGUUCAUCUUCUUUCAGUUAGGGGUGUUUUCAUAUUUUGGCACACUUUUGUAUGCUUCAUAGAAUUAUUUAAUCAGUGAGUAUAGUUGAAUAGUUUUUACUUAAAAAUAAUAUGGAUACCUUAUCUCUGUAAACUGCCUUACCAGUCAGCUUUUUUUUUUCUUUCCUUUUUUUCUUUUUUUGUGACAGAGAGCUUACCAUAAACAACUUGAGGGGAGAAAUAGAUCUUAGCUUACAAAGGCUUCAUUUCAUGGUCUUCUGUACAUUCCCACAGACUUUUAAACCAUGUGUCCUGAGGGCAGACAUUCUCAUUUCUCAUACUCACAUAUAUACCCAAGCAGCUAACAUCUAGACACAACAAAAAGUUGUUGUAGACAUUAAAAAUGAGAGAGAGAGAAAAGAGAGAGAGAGAGAGAGAGAGAGAGAGAGAGAGAGAGAGAGAGAGAGAGAGAUCCAGACUAGAGAGAUGGCUCAGUGAUUAAAAGUGCAUACAGCUCUUACAGAGGAUCCUAGUUAGGUUCCCAGCAGCUCACAACCAUCUGUAAUUCCAGGCUUGACACCCUGUUCUGGCAUCUUUGGGUACCUGUGCUCAUAUGCAUAUUCCACACAAAGACACACAAAUAUACAUGUAAAAAGUAUUACUUAAAAAGUACUUAAUUGAACGAGCUAACAAUUGCUGGUCAAGUGAGACACAAGAAAGCUUGGGUAGGACUCUAUUGAUUGUACAUUUACUUGAGACUAACACUUAUCCAAACUUAGAAUGAUUUAAAUAGGUGAUUAAAACUUCUCAGACUACUUAAAUUCAACUCAAGGCUUUGGGUUUAUAUUAUUUUAUAAAAACUUCCAAAAAUAACUCAGUACUUAGCAAACCUAGCCUCAUACUCAUAAGAAAAAUGAAUAAUAAGGGAGGGAAUCCAGCUUGAGCCCUGCCUUCCUUAUGAUCUUCUGACUGAAUAAAGAUUUACUUAUAAUACAAAUAUAUUUCAUUUUCAAAAAUUGAGGGCUACAUCUGAGUUGCUUCUUGGACAAGUUAGAAUAUAGUACUGACAUCUAUGAAUAACUAUGUUUUAAAAUGUUAGAGAUUGAAAAUGAAUCUAGAUUCUUCCCUUUAUCUAAUGUUAGCCGUAUCUUCAAAUUUAUGAGGUAAUUUUUCCACAUAUCUCCACAAAUAAUAAAGAGCAGCGUUUUCCCUGCCUUUGAGCUCAAAUAAAUGCACAUUCUUUUGAAAUGAAAAUAUUGACAAUGAGCACAAAAUUAGAAAAGAAAGGAAAGCAAUGCAUAUAAAUCACCAGACUCUUGGGAGGGAGUGUAAGCAAAUCUAAGAACUAUACUUUGCAUGAUUGUACAUUUUCCCUUUAAAACAAAUCACUUUCCCAACUGUGCAUGGUUUGACAGGUCCAAGGAUGACAUCAGCUUUUUCACUAUGCACUAUCUGCUUUCCUUCAGAUAACUCAACGGCACUUCAUCAAGUUUUAAUGAUUGAGAUGAAUUAGAAACCAAUGGGGGUUGAGUUUAAAUUCCCUUAACUGCCAUGCAUCAUGUAUUCCUGGCUUUGGACCUACUUUUGAACACCCCUGAGAAUUUAUAUUGCCCAUGUUUCUUUCUGGUUCUAGAAAUAGAAGUGAGCAAGUAAAGGAACAUACACUCCUUAAAGUUCUAAUAGUGUCUGUCAAAAUGUACUAAAUUAUUUCACUGUGCUUCAGGAAUCCACACCAAUCACCCUCUUUCCAGCCUGUCUUAGCCCAAUAAAUAUAAUAACCUU
Molecule: messenger RNA, 7531 nt
Organism: Mastomys coucha (southern multimammate mouse)
Lineage: Eukaryota; Metazoa; Chordata; Mammalia; Rodentia; Muridae
Gene: Arsb
Product: arylsulfatase B
Exons: 8
Coding region: 74-1405 (443 amino acids)
Source: RefSeq, a predicted model, not a curated record